Medioppia subpectinata is the source of this 786-nucleotide messenger RNA. Lineage: Eukaryota; Metazoa; Arthropoda; Arachnida; Sarcoptiformes; Oppiidae. The record is from the annotation of a GenBank genome assembly.
AUGAUCUUGCCGUUGGAACCGCAGCAACGGUUGGGUAGUCUAAAGACAUGGCUCGACAAACACCAGGAGCUGAUGAAACAGUCGGCCGAUCACCAGAAGGACAUCCGAGUGGUGUUUAUCGGCGAUUCGUUAACCAAAUACUUUUUAACCGCUGGUCAUCUCAUUUGGGAUAAGUAUUACGGACCGGACGGCGCCUAUAAUUAUGGCGUUUGCGGUGAUAAUACUUCAAAUAUCUUGUGGCGGAUCCAGAAUCACGAGUUGGUCGGACUUCAGCCCAAACUUAUUGUCUUUCAAUGUGGAUACAACAAUCUAUUUGCCGAUAAGUCCAAUACUGUGGCCGAAGACACAGCCAAAGGGAUUGAGACUAUACUACAGGAGUUGAUGGCCAGAUGUCCGGACAGUAAGAUUAUACACAUGGGUGUGAUUCCGAUUAGAGACCCCGGUUUGGACCACCAGUGCCUGCGAUUGGAUGCGAUGACCGAGAAGUUUGAUAACCAAAACAAUAUCUACUUUCUAAAAACACGCGCACAUUAUUUGGACACCUAUGGUAUGGUUGAUGGUUCGUUGCGUACCAGUGAUGGCGUGCACCUGACCCGUGCCGGGUAUCAGCCCUGGGAGGCGGAGGCGGGCAACUGGUGGCCCAAUUGGAUGCAAAUACAUAACCAGUUAACGGCCAACAGCCGAGACCAGGCUGACCACAUUAAGGCCCUAUUCUUGGGCGCCUCCCUCACCAACUUCUUGGGCGGUGACGGCCGACAACUGUGGGACUCGUAUUACGCGCCCAAA